AUGAUAACCGAUCAGUCCCCGCAGGGGAGCUCCGCCGAGCUCUCCUCCGAACCUCCGCAGCUCUCCCCCGAUUCCCCCGAUUCGAGCUUUGAUGUUGUGCCUACGAAGAUGGAGGCAUUCACCUUUGCGCUGUCCACUCAGGUGGACUUGCCUAUUUGGAUCAAGAUCGGCUCAUUAGAGGGUAAACAGAAGGAGAUUCCUGCCUCGCAACUGGUCCAGAACCCGGAAUUACAGUACCUCGGAUCCUCACAGAGUCCUGUUUCAGAUCUCUAUGUGACUGUUCAGCUAUGGUCGGACUCGAAGCCUCUGGGUGUCCCUAUGAAGACUGCGUACAAGGCCUUCAAAACCAGCCGAACAUGGAAUGAAUGGCUGCAGAUGCCCAUGUCAAUCAAGGACGCCCCGCUCAAUUCUCAGCUGGCGCUCACGGUCUGGGAUCUUUCCCCGCUGGCAGGCGAUGGGCCACAUCAUGUCCCCUUUGGCGGAACGACAAUCUCAUUGUUCGACAGUGACGGCAAGGUGAGAAUGGGACGGCAGAAGUGCAUCGUCCAUCGCCAUCAAGCCGCAGAUGGCUUUUCUUCGACAACCACCCCAUCCUCGCCACCACCGAAACGCCGGAGUCACAACAAGACUACCCGAGAUAUUUUGGGGCCGUCGCGGGCCGAAGCAGAACUGGAGCGAAUCGAGGUCCUGAUCAAGAAGCAUGAGAUGGGCGAGAUUACUCGCAUCGAUUGGAUGGACCAAAUGGUGUUCCGUCAGCUGGAGAAACUCAAAAUUCAAGCUGAAGAGGACGCUCGUAACAGGGCUAUUCUCCUCGAAGCAGUAAAGCCUCGUGGUGGCAGUGCAGGGGAGGAUGACAAUCUCGACGAUGAAGAGCUGGAGGAUGAGAAUUUUGUACUUUACGUGGAGUUUACACGCUUUGACCAUCCCAUCGUUUGGGUUGAUCAUACAUACCCGCCCCCGCCAAUCUCAUCUCACCCCCAGAACGUCUCUAACCAGCCGGCAUCGACAUUGAAACCUGUCCCAGAGGUUCGCUUUGGUCCCGGUAUUGAAGGUGCUGAAGACUAUGAGGGCGCAGGUGUUAUCAGGAUCUAUGAUCCUGAAGUGGGUCAAACCGGAAAUCCGUGCGAAGACAAACAUCGACGAUUAAUCCGCAGCCAUCGAACCGGAUUCAUGGAUCGAGACCUCAAACCAAAUCCAAAGAACCGUGAUGAACUCAAUGUCAUUAUGUCGUACGAGCCGACACAAGAUCUUACGGCCGAAGAGAAGGACUUGGUCUGGAGAUUCAGGUACUAUCUUACUCGGGAGAAGAGGGCAUUGACCAAGUUCGUGAAAUCGGUCAACUGGCGUGACGAAGGCGAAGCCCGACAGGCUGUGGAAAUCUUGCCUAAAUGGACCGAAAUCGACGUCGACGAUGCCUUGGAGCUUCUUGGACCAACAUUCGAUAAUGCGGCCGUCCGCUCAUAUGCUGUGGCGAGACUGCGCAAAGCUGAUGACGAAGAACUUGAUCUGUAUCUGCUGCAACUGGUGCAGGCUCUGAAAUAUGAGGAGCCCUCAGACCUUGAGUCUGAAGAGGCGGCUCAUGACUCCUCUCUGGCCAACUUCCUCAUUACUCGUGCGACCAACAACUUCAAGCUUGGAAACUCUUUGCACUGGUACCUCGUGGUCGAAUGCGAUGAUGCCGGUCUGGGCACCUUGUUAAAUCAGCGCAGACUCUUUGCUCGCGUCGAAUACUAUUUCAUGGCGGAAUUGGAAAAGACUCAUGCUGAGCAUCGAAGGAUCCUCCUCCGUCAAGGUGAAAUGAUCACCGUUCUUUCAAAAAUCGCCAAAGACAUCCGUUUCUCGCGGGACGCCCGCCCCGUCAAGAUUGAGAAGCUCAAGAAGGCUUUGCGCGAUCCAAGGAACGAACUGAUCCAUAUUGAUCCGCCGCUACCGCUACCGCUGGAUCCGGACGUCUCAAUCAUCGGUUGUUACCCUGAGGAAUCCAAUGUCUUCAAGUCGACAUUGUCUCCACUUAACAUCACGUUCAAGACUACCGAGGGUAAACGAUACCCCCUUUUGUUCAAGGUUGGCGAUGAUCUUCGCCAAGAUCAGCUAGUCAUCCAAAUCAUCAUCCUGAUGGAUCGACUUUUGCAGAAGGAAAACCUGGACUUGAAACUGACGCCAUAUCGCAUUUUGGCGACAAGCUCUACGGCUGGAGCUGUCCAAUUCAUCCCGUCGACUUCUCUUUCUGCGGCAUCGGCCAAGUACAAAUCAAUUCUCGCCUAUCUGAGGGAGAACAACCCUGAUGACAAUGAGCCUCUUGGUGUUCGAAAGGAGACCAUGGAUACUUACAUCAAGUCCUGCGCCGGCUACUGUGUGAUCACAUAUCUUCUGGGCGUUGGUGACCGACACCUGGAGAACCUGCUUCUCGCGCCGGAUGGUCACUUUUUCCAUGCCGACUUUGGUUUCAUUCUCGGCCGCGAUCCUAAGCCUUUUGCUCCAAUGAUGAAGCUUUGCAAGGAAAUGGUCGAAGGAAUGGGCGGUACGACUUCGCCCCAUUACCUGCAAUUCAAGCAAUAUUGCUACACGGCGUACACAACGCUACGCAAAUCUGCAAACCUGAUCCUGAAUCUCUUCAGUUUGAUGGUUGAUGCCAAUAUCCCGGACAUCCGGAUUGAGCCCGACAAGGCUGUUUGGAAAGUGAAAGAACGCUUUCACCUGGAAAUGACCGAGGAAGAGGCGAUUCGACACUUUGAACAGCUGAUCGGCGAUAGUGUCAAUGCUAUCUUUGGUGUGGUCAUUGAUCGCCUGCAUGAGUUCGUGCAAGGUUGGAGGGCAUAA
This is a messenger RNA of Penicillium daleae, 2820 nucleotides long. RefSeq names its product phosphatidylinositol 3-kinase VPS34. The coding region runs from base 1 to 2820 and encodes 939 amino acids. NCBI's taxonomy places the organism in Eukaryota, Fungi, Ascomycota, Eurotiomycetes, Eurotiales, Aspergillaceae. The record is from RefSeq and is a predicted model, not a curated record. Gene Ontology annotation, biological process: endocytosis; autophagy of peroxisome; phosphatidylinositol-3-phosphate biosynthetic process. Gene Ontology annotation, cellular component: phosphatidylinositol 3-kinase complex, class III, type I; phosphatidylinositol 3-kinase complex, class III, type II; peroxisome. Gene Ontology annotation, molecular function: 1-phosphatidylinositol-3-kinase activity. The transcript is spliced from 2 exons.